Molecule: messenger RNA, 2996 nt
Organism: Erythranthe guttata (spotted monkey flower)
Lineage: Eukaryota; Viridiplantae; Streptophyta; Magnoliopsida; Lamiales; Phrymaceae
Source: RefSeq, a predicted model, not a curated record
AAGUUCAUAAUUCCCAUCAAAAAAAUUAGCAUGGGUGACAAGAAAUCAAAAUACGAAGAGAUGGAAGGAGAAAGCAUGAAGAAGAAGACGAUGAAAGGAAUUGUGGUUCUAAUGAAGAAGAAUUUGCUAGAAGUGAACGAUAUUGCAGCAUCCAUUGUGGAUAGUGUAGACGAAAUCCUGGGAAGGAAGGUGGCCCUCCAGCUCAUCACCACUGCUUCCCUCGAUCACGAUUCUGAAGAAAAUUUGAAGGGAAAACCCGGGAAGAUAGCGUACCUGGAAGACUUGAUUACCAAAAUCGGCCCUUUGACAGCAGGGGAUGCAACAUACACCGUCACGUUCGAGUGGACAAAGGAGAUGGGGAUUCCAGGGGCAUUUACGGUAACAAAUUUUCACCACAGUGAGUUCUACCUCAAGACACUCACUCUCGAAGAUAUACCUGGGCAUGGCCGAGUACAUUUCGUCUGCAACUCUUGGGUUUAUCCUGCUCAAUAUUACAAGACCGACCGUGUGUUUUUUGCUAAUCAGACAUAUCUUCCCAACCAAACACCUGCACGGCUACGUCGUUACAGAGAGGAAGAAUUGCAGAACCUGAGAGGAAACGGAACUGGAAAGCUUGAGGAAUGGGAUAGGGUUUACGACUAUGAUAUCUACAAUGAUUUAGGGGAUCCAGAUAAAAGUCCAAAGCACGUACGGUCUAUUCUAGGCGGUUCGACUGAAUAUCCAUACCCUCGUAGAGGAAGAACAGGUCGACCUCUGGCUUCAUCAGGUAACAAACAGGAUUCUUACCGACAAACUUAUUACAUGAUUUUUAAGGUUUUAUACAAACCAGAAGAAUCUCAUUAUAAACAUUUGGCAGAUCCUAAUAGCGAAAGCAGGAUACCGCUGUAUCAGAGCUUGAGUAUAUAUGUUCCAAGGGAUGAAAGGUUUAGUCACCUGAAGAUGUCGGAUUUUGUGGCGUAUGCUCUAAAGUCGAUAUUUCAGUUCCUUGCACCUGAGUUUGAGGCUCUCUUCGACAAAACUCCCGAAGAAUUUGACUCACUUGAGGACGUGCUGCAGCUCUAUGAAGGCGGAAUCAAGGUACCGAACGGAUCUUUACUGGAAAAAAUUAGCGAACACAUCCCCUUCGAAACGAUUAAGGAGUUGAUUCGAUCUGAUGGAGAAAAAUCCUUUAAAUUUCCACUGCCACAGGUUAUUAAAGAGGAUAAAACUGCUUGGAGAAGUGAUGAAGAAUUUGGUAGAGAAAUGCUGGCUGGACUCAAUCCUGUUGUUAUACGUCGCCUCCAGGAGUUUCCCCCAGCAAGCACGUUAGAUCCCGAGCUAUAUGGAAAGCAAUCCAGCACAAUCUCUGAAGAACAUAUAGUAAACAGCCUAGACGGCUUCACCAUACCCGAGGCGAUUGAGAAAAAUAAGCUGUUCAUAUUAGACCACCACGAUAACCUGAUGCCCUACCUGAGAAGGAUAAACACUACAGCAGCAAAGACUUACGCAACAAGAACGGUUCUCUUCUUGAAAAGCGAUGGAACUCUGAAGCCAUUGGCAAUUGAGCUGAGCUUGCCGCAUCCAAACGGGGAUAAAUUCGGAGCAGUAAGUUCAGUGUACACUCCAGCUGAAGAUGGGAUUGAAGGCACCGUUUGGCAGUUGGCCAAGGCUUAUGUUGCAGUGAAUGAUUCUGGCUAUCAUCAGCUCAUAUGUCACUGGUUGUACACUCAUGCAGCAAUUGAGCCAUUCAUUAUUGCCACCAAUCGGCAGCUGAGCGUACUUCACCCGAUUCAUAAGCUUUUGCAGCCUCAUUUCCGAGAUACGAUGAAUGUAAACGCAAUGGCUAGGCAAACCCUCAUAAAUGCUGGAGGGUUUCUUGAAAUUACUGUUUUUCCAGGAAAAUAUGCCUUGGAAAUGUCGUCUAGCAUUUACAAAAACUGGGCUUUCCCAGAUCAGGGACUCCCUGCAGAUCUCGUUAAGAGAGGGGUAGCAAUUGAAGACUCGAGCUCCCCACACGGAGUUCGCCUACUAAUUGAGGACUACCCCUUUGCUGUUGAUGGACUCGAGAUCUGGACAGCGAUCAAAACAUGGGUUGAGGACUACUGCAGCAUUUACUACAAGACAGAUGACAUGGUCCAGAAAGACACCGAGCUUCAGUCAUGGUGGAAAGAAGUACGAGAAAAGGGACAUGGAGACAUGAAAGACGAACCAUGGUGGCCAAAGAUGCAGACAAGGAAAGAACUGAUAGACUCGUGCACAAUCAUCGUAUGGGUGGCAUCUGCCCUUCAUGCAGCAGUGAAUUUCGGACAGUACCCUUACGGAGGCUAUCUGCCAAACCGACCAUCUACGAGCCGACAUUUCAUUCCAGACAAGGGCACACCUGAGUACGACGAACUAAAAACGGAUCCCGAAAAGGCUUUCUUGAAGACCAUCACUUCCCAACUGCAGAGCGUGCUCGGCAUUUCCCUGAUUGAAAUACUGUCGAGGCAUUCUGCCGAUGAGGUUUAUCUUGGACAGCGAGAUUCUCCUGAGUGGACAACCGAUACAGAAGCAAUUAAAGCAUUUGAAAUGUUUGGCGAAAGGCUAGUACAAAUAGAAAACAGAAUCAUCGAGAUGAACAAGGAUGGGAGAUGGAAGAACAGGUCAGGGCCAGUCAAGAUGCCUUACACAUUGCUCUGCCCCAGCAGUGAUAUUGGACUUACUGGCAGAGGAAUUCCCAACAGCAUUUCGAUGUAGAGAAAAUUACUACUAUUUAGUUUCCUUAUUUUUCUACUUGAUCUUAUAAGGAUUUGUCAAUAAAAUUAUAGUCGUAUUGCAAUAAAUGUUCCAAAGCAGCAAGCCAGCAAGUAUAUGAUACAAGAUGAUAUGUAUUUGGGCUAUGUAAUAAUAGUUGCACUAGUAGACUAGCGUCAUUUUCAAUAAGCAUGCUUUGUAGAAAUUGUCUUCAUUUUCAUGUUAAAAGAUUCAGCAUUCUUGUCUUUUAAUUUGUAACAGAAUAUCAUAUUUUUUGGUAGCUA